Onthophagus taurus is the source of this 2306-nucleotide messenger RNA. Its product is annotated as peroxisomal acyl-coenzyme A oxidase 3-like. Gene Ontology annotation, molecular function: FAD binding; pristanoyl-CoA oxidase activity; fatty acid binding. Gene Ontology annotation, biological process: lipid homeostasis; fatty acid beta-oxidation using acyl-CoA oxidase. The record is from RefSeq and is a predicted model, not a curated record. Gene Ontology annotation, cellular component: peroxisome. NCBI's taxonomy places the organism in Eukaryota, Metazoa, Arthropoda, Insecta, Coleoptera, Scarabaeidae.
ACAUUUCCAUGGCUUUGGAUUCUGUUACCGCUCGAAUAAUUUGGUAUUGAUAAAUAUACCAAAAUCAACGUUAAGGUGUAAAAUUAUACACCGGCUGCACUGCACGAUAGUGAACUUGGAAAUUUAUCACCACAGCAUUGCGUACUUUCAGGGACCAAAGUACCUCCACACAGAAGUUGUAGUUAACACUCCGAAAAUGGACAACGAUAGAAUAAAAAUUUUAAAGGAUUUUCCAAAGGGACCAUUAGAUGCCUACCGAAAUCAAGCAUCGUUUGAUUGGAAAAAAAUGAGGAUUUAUUUCGACACUGAAGAAGGAAUAAAGUUGAUGGAAGAUCUCUACAACGAUCUAGCAGUAGAACCGAUAUUUCAACCAGAAGUUAUAACCCCAACAUUAGACGAAGUAAGAAAACGUACCAUGCAAAGAAUUAACGCUAUUAAAAGAUACGAUAGGCUUAAAAUGGAUAGUCUAACAAUAACCAACGACACAAAAUAUAUGUAUGCAGGAGAUGUGUUAUUAAACAUCGACACGGCGGUUACUCAAAAAAUCGGCAUUCACACAGCUUUAUGUUCAAUUGCUAUUGUAAAUCAAGGAACAGAAAAACACCAAAAAUAUGUAGAAGAUUAUCAAACCGGAAGGCAUAUUGGAACAUUUUGUUUAACUGAAAUUAGUCAUGGAACAAACACUCGCGGUAUAAGAACCACGGCAACUUAUGAUCCUGAAACGAAAGAAUUUAUUUUACAAACACCAGAUUUUGAAGCUGCAAAGUGUUGGUGUGGUGGACUGGCACAAUGUGCAACUUUAUCAAUAAUCUUCGCUCAAUUAAUAACACCCGAUGGGACCCAACAAGGAAUUCACUGCUUCUUGGUUCCUCUAAGAAAUCCAAACACUUUACAACCUUACUCUGGAGUAACCAUCGGCGAUUUGGGUGAAAAGGCUGGAUUAAACGGAAUAGAUAACGGUUUCGUUAUUUUCGAUAAUUACCGUCUUCCCAAAGAUAGUCUUCUCAAUAAAUAUGCUGAUGUAACCGAUUCUGGGGAAUACGUCUUUUCGGCCAAAGAUCCAACCCAAAUGAUGGCUGCGACACUAAGUAAUUUGGUCGGGAUGAGAUUUGGCGUUGUUAAUGUCGCCAGUAGUUAUCUUAUAAAGGCGAUUUCCAUUGCGAUUCGUUACGGUGCUGUCAGAAAACAGUUCGGACCUGAAGAUGGUCCAGAAAUGUCCGUAAUAGAAUACCAAUUGCAUCAACACCGAUUGAUUCCUCAUCUAGCAACCGCUUUUGCUAUGAAAAUCUUAUCGAAAGUCUUGAACAUCGAAGUCAUGGAAGUAUACAAUGGAAAUAAUCAAAAAGAAAUUGAAUAUGAAUUAAUGAUGGAAAUUCAUGCUUUAUCAACAGCUGCUAAAUCGAUUUCUGGGUGGUGCGCAAGAGAUGCUAUCCAAGAAAGCCGCGAAGCUUGUGCUGGACAUGGUUACCUUAAAGCGUCGGGAAUAUCCGAUUUAAGAAAUGAAAAUGACCCCAAUAUGACCUACGAUGGUGAAAAUCACGUUUUGAUCCAACAAGCUUCAAAUAUUUUAAUCAAACUCUGGCCUAACAUCCAAAAAAGAAUUCCAAUAAUAUCCCCGUUGUAUUCCAUGGAUUUCCUCAAUAAUGGUUUGGAAAUUUUAAAUCGAAAAUGGACCGCAACUUCAAUUAAAAACACCACCAACGUGGACUAUAUAAACGAUGUUUUCAAAUGGGUUAUUGUAUAUUUGAUUAAAGCUACAGCUGAAAGAUUACAAAAUUUAAAAAAUCAAGGGUUAGAUUCCUUUACUGCAAGAAAUGAAAGUCAAAUUUUCUACUCAAGAAGUUUGGGUAUUGCUUACAUUCAACAUUACACUUUAAUACAAAUGAAAAAGAAAGCGUUAGAAGCGCCGGAUGCUUCGAUAACGGACGUUUUGAUUAAAUUAACUUCUUUAUAUGGUCUCUAUAAUUUGGAAAAACACUUUUUAUCGACACUUUAUCAAGGUGGAUUUGUUUCCGGUUCUGAACCUGUUACUUUAAUACAAGAGGGAAUCUUAGAUUUGUGCAAACAACUCAAACGUGAUGCAGUAUCCUUAGUGGAUGUUAUUGCACCGCCCGAUUUCGCUUUGAAGUCUGUUAUUGGACAUUCUGAUGGACAAGUUUAUCGACAUCUAUACAAUAGUUUCAUGAGAUCUCCAGGAAAUAUGUCCAGACCUGUUUGGUGGGAAGAGGUUAUUAAUAGAAAUUAUAUCAAAUCAAAUCUUUAAAUUAAACAAAAACGAUGUAAUAGAAAUUUAAUAAACUUUUUUU